AUGGCACCAGCCUCAGGUUCGCAUGUCGACUCCAAUGCCUCGAGACAAGGCAUACGAUCGCCGCCAAAUUCAGCGGCUCACAUAUCGCAUCUCCGACCUCGCUACCCGACGGAAGCUCGCCGAAAAGACUCGUUUCCCGCGGCCCAGCAGCUGGCCCAGUCAAUCUCGUCCACCGAAACGCUUGAAGCUGCCGUCACGGAAGGAGCGCAGCUGGAAGAAGCCCCGAAUCUCCUCGACUCAGCCCAGUCCACUGAGCACGCGCCAGUCUCAAUCCUCGAAGCGGCCACGAAAAUUGCUUGCGACAAAACGGCUGCCCACAGCGCCAAGCUGGCAGUCUUACGGGUCUUUAGCGAAUCAUUCGAACAAGCAGCAAAGCAGUUCACGGCGGGCGAUACGGCAAUGCUCCAAGCUGCGUCAACUCAAGGACAUGAGAAGGUGGUCCAGACGCUGCUCGACAAAGGUGCUGAUGUCAACAUCCAGGGCGGAGAGGACGGCAAUGCUCUUCAGGCUGCUUCCUUGAAGGACACGAGAAGGCACGGCAAUGCUUUUCAGGCUGCCUUAUGUGGAGGACACGAGAAGGUUGCUCAGAUGCUGCUCGAGAAUGGACAUGAGAAGGUGGCCCAGAUGCUGCUUGAGAAGGGAGCCGACGUCAACGCUAAGGAUGGCAAUGCUCUCUGCGCUGCUUCAUAUGGGGGGCACGAGAAGGUGGUCCAGAUGCUGCUCGAGAAUGGUGCCAACGUCAACACUCAGAGUGAAAGGCUGCCGCAGCACAUUUAG
Hirsutella rhossiliensis is the source of this 777-nucleotide messenger RNA. Its product is annotated as ankyrin repeats (many copies) domain-containing protein. The record is from RefSeq and is a predicted model, not a curated record. The coding region runs from base 1 to 777 and encodes 258 amino acids. Gene Ontology annotation, molecular function: protein binding. The transcript is spliced from 5 exons. NCBI's taxonomy places the organism in Eukaryota, Fungi, Ascomycota, Sordariomycetes, Hypocreales, Ophiocordycipitaceae.